AUGGACCCGAUGGCCGUCCGGUCCAGCAGGGGGACCCUCCGGCCACUGCUAAAAAUGCAAGCUUCAACUGCCUCAACAGGGAUCAACACGACAGCAAUCACCGUCACCAAGUCUCAAGAACAAAUCCUCAUCCAAAGUUCAGGGGCCAUGAUUGCCAUAAUUGUCAUUGGCAUCAUACUUAUUCUCACUGUUCUUUUGAUCGUUCUUAAAACAUACAACCGGUGCACACAUGCCUCCAGAGUGCUCGGCUCGUCCACCAAACCUCGGCCCAAGAUGUCGCAGUCCACGGCAAGGAGCAACUUGCCCCUGACCCCCAUGGGCGUCAACUCUGUGUCGGGCAGCAUCUCCGUCUCCGAGAACGGAUUCAGGGUCCCUAGCAUGGAGCUGGGAAGCCAGGAUGAGGGCUCCCAGGGGCCCUCAGAGAACAGCUUCAGACUGCCCCGCGUGGAGCUCAGUAGUGUGGACGAGACUAUGGAGAAUUUAGAGCAAUCCAGCGCUGCGUCCACUGAAGUGACCAUUCACGAACUGCCAGUCAUGGAGAAUACAUAA
Knipowitschia caucasica is the source of this 549-nucleotide messenger RNA. Lineage: Eukaryota; Metazoa; Chordata; Actinopteri; Gobiiformes; Gobiidae. The record is from the annotation of a GenBank genome assembly.